GUUCCAAUUGCGCACCAAUACUGUCUUCCAACUGAUGUGAUUUGACUAUUGACGGCAAAUACAAUAAGAUCAUGAAGGAGUGGCUGAAGAUAUCCUGCUUGCUUUGCGUAUUCGGUUUUGUACGCGAAAUACGACCUUCGGAGCCGUACGUUACAGAAUAUCUACUGGGACCUUGGCGCAAUAUCACUGAGGAUCAGCUUACUCAAGAUGUCUAUCCCGUAGGCACAUAUUCCCAUCUCGUGCAAUUAGUUUUUGUCUUUCUUAUAACGGAUUUUUUACGUUACAAACCACUUAUUGUUACAAUUGGAGCCGCUGGAGUAAUAAUUUGGAGCAUGCUUUUAUGGACAACUAGCUUAUUGGCCCUACAAAUACUGGAAUUUUUCUACGGCACCUAUAUGGCGGCCGAGGUGGCUUACUAUACGUAUAUCUACGCCAAGGUUGAAAAGAAAUAUUAUCCGCGAGUCACUUCCCAUACACGAGCGGCUAUGUUUGCUGGCAAAUUAGUCUCUGGUAUCACAUCACAAAUUCUGAUCAAUUUAGAGCUGAUGAAUUAUAAGGAUCUAAACUACAUAACGUUGACUACUCAAAUCAUUGCCAUGGUUUGGGCCUUUGGGUUGCCCAAAGUCGAUAAAAGUUUAUACUUUCAUCGCAAGCCCAAAACCGACGAAGAGGAUACACAAUCUGCGGUCGUCAACUCACAGUUCCAGUCUGGAGAAUUACAAUCAAAUCAGCCCCUAGCCAAUGCAGGUCCAAUGCAACUGUUGUGGCUGCAUUUUUACAAUGCCUACACAAAUCCCCGGGUAUUACAGUGGAGCUUGUGGUAUGCCAUUGGUCUGGCUGGAUAUCUUCAAGUUUCUUACUAUAUGCAGGUGCUAUGGAAGGUCAUCGAGCCGGAGCCAUCGAUCGCCUGGAAUGGUGCUGUUGAUGCGGUUCUUACCGCCUUAGCUGCCUCUUGUGCCCUGAUCGCAGGAUAUGUCCGCCUCAAGCCCCUCGCCAGUCUGUUUGUCUUGGCCGUACUGUCAAUUCUGGAAGGUGGCAGUGUUCUGCUCUGCUGCUGGACCCACAAUAUUUAUUGGUCAUAUGUGGGCUUUGUGCUAUUUGGUGCGCUCUAUGGUUUUACGAUUACAGUGGCCAGCGCCGAAGUGGCACGCAAUUUGCAGGAGGAUAGCUUUGGCCUAGUCUUCGGAUUCAAUACACUUAUAGCUUUAGUUUUUCAAUCACUACUAACGAUUAUCGUUAUUUCCGAAUCGGGGUUCGCUCUCGACGCUGUGGGCCAAUACACUGUCUAUGCCUUUUAUUUUAUUGCUGUGGGCAUGAUUUAUUUCAUAUCCGUUGUUCUCGAGUAUUUUUGGAAACGUGGUCGAAAUGACAAAAAAAUGUCCGCCAUACUGGAUUAGUGUUAAAGGAGCAAUUUGUAUUUGAAUGUAAAAAGUAGUUUUAGUUUGAGCGUUCCUAUUAGCAUUUAGCGUAUUUAUGAUACGAGCUACAAACCUUUAAGUGAUAAAAUCAGCACAACAUUUUGGCAGCAAUACUUAAGCUAUGGUCAUACUGGCAAAUGAUUUGCACAAAAACUGUAUUAAGCUAAUAAAAAUUCCUUAUUUAUAUGUAUAUAGCUUUCUAAUACGGCCCAUUUUUUUGAGAAUUAGAAAAUGAGAAAAAUAUAUCAAUUUGUGUGCACAUUAUUUGCAUGUCUGAUUGUAACUAUAGUGAGUUAGUUAGAUCAACUAUGGCGUAGUUACUUAUGAGAACAUUGCAACAUUACUUACUGAUUUAGAAUUAGAGAAAGUCUAUAAAUAAUUACCAACAAAAGCUCACAGAAUGCUUGUCGGAAAAAAUAUUUAAAAAAUGUAAUAUGCACGUAUAUAACAAACCUUUUCAAGCACAGUCUCUCAUUUAAUUUUAGAUUAAAUCGGCCGAUUGAAAAUAUUACUCAAAAAUAAAUAUGUUAAUUAAAUUUUCCAUCGCAUGUUAAUUUUCUAUGUAUCUUAAUUUUAUUAAAUUUUUUGUUAAAUAAAUUCAACUAUUUUUCAACAUCUACACCAUA
Molecule: messenger RNA, 2044 nt
Organism: Scaptodrosophila lebanonensis
Lineage: Eukaryota; Metazoa; Arthropoda; Insecta; Diptera; Drosophilidae
Product: thiamine transporter 1
Exons: 7
Coding region: 72-1397 (441 amino acids)
Biological process (GO): vitamin transport; transmembrane transport
Cellular component (GO): plasma membrane
Molecular function (GO): vitamin transmembrane transporter activity
Source: RefSeq, a predicted model, not a curated record